Molecule: messenger RNA, 1998 nt
Organism: Glycine soja
Lineage: Eukaryota; Viridiplantae; Streptophyta; Magnoliopsida; Fabales; Fabaceae
Product: 60S ribosomal export protein NMD3-like
Exons: 2
Coding region: 151-1683 (510 amino acids)
Biological process (GO): ribosomal large subunit export from nucleus
Cellular component (GO): nucleus; cytoplasm
Molecular function (GO): ribosomal large subunit binding
Source: RefSeq, a predicted model, not a curated record
GUUUUGUUUUGGUGUUUCGGUGUCUCCCAUAUUAAUAGGUUGUUCCUACGCCUGCUGCCUCCAUCUUCACCUUGUUUCUCAGCAGAAACUACUGAUCUACCUCUCCAUCACCCUUCUCUACACAGGAAAUAGUAUCUUCGUUCAAUCAAUAUGUUUGGUUCAUCCGGCAUGGCACAGGAAUCUGGUAUGUUCAUGGUUAACCAAACAAUUGGCAGUGUUUUGUGCUGCAAAUGUGGAAUUCCAAUGCAACCAAAUGCUGCUAAUAUGUGUGUGAAGUGUCUGCGCUCGGAAGUCGAUAUUACAGAAGGACUGCUGAAGCGUCUAGUGCUGGUGCAUUGCCCUGAGUGUGAAAGUUACUUGCAGCCACCAAGAAGUUGGGUCAAGCUGCAGCUGGAAUCGAAGGAGCUGUUGACAUUUUGCUUGAAGAAAUUGCAGAAGAAUUUGAAUUCGAAUAAAGUGAGGUUGGUGCACGCUGAGUUCAUUUGGACUGAGCCGCAUUCCAGGAGGGUAAAAGUCAAGGUCAAGGUUCAGAAGGAGGUUCUGAAUGGAGCAAUACUCGAACAGUCUUAUCCCGUCGAGUAUGUUCAACAAGAACAUAUGUGUGAAUCCUGUUCUAGGGUCCAGGCUAAUCCUGACCAGUGGGUUGCUGCUGUGCAACUCAGGCAACACGUUUCUCACAGGCGUACUUUCUUUUAUUUGGAGCAGCUGAUUCUGAAGCAUGGUGCUGCUGCCACUGCUAUACGAAUCAAGCAGAUGGAACAAGGUAUCGACUUCUUUUUCUCUAAUCGAAGUCAUGGAGUCAAAUUUGUGGAGUUUAUUGGGAAAGUUGCUCCGGUAAGGAGCCGCCAUGAUAAGCAGCUUGUUUCUCAUGAUCCAAAGAGUAAUAACUACAACUACAAAUAUACAUUUUCUGUUGAAAUCAGCCCUAUUUGCCGUGAGGAUUUAAUCUGUCUGCCUCCUAGAGUUGCUGUUAGUUUGGGAAAUAUUGGUCCACUUGUGAUUUGCACCAAGGUUACCAACAGCAUUGCUUUGCUCGAUCCAUUUACCUUGAGACACUGUUUCAUAGAUGCUGAUCAGUACUGGAGAACAUCCUUUAAGUCGUUACUUACUAGCAGACAAUUGGUGGAAUAUAUAGUGCUGGAUGUGGAGACUGUUUCAUCUGAGGUCACUAUUGGUGGCACGAAAUAUCGUUUAGCAGAUGCUCAGGUGGCUCGUGUUUCAGAUUUUGGAAAGAACGACACGAUAUUUAACAUCAAGACUCAUCUUGGCCAUCUUCUAAAUCCUGGUGAUUAUGCUCUUGGUUAUGAUCUGUAUGGGGCUAAUAGUAAUGACAUGGAAUUGGACAAGUACAAAGGACACAUUCCUGAAGCUAUUUUAAUAAAGAAGAGUUAUGAAGAGAAGCACCAAAAGAAGCGUGGGAAGCCUCGUUCAUGGAAGCUUAAAUCACUUGAGAUGGAGGUUGAUGAUAAGGGAAGAGUUGAUCAAGAUAAAAUGGUCUCAGAAUAUGAACAAUUCAUUCAAGAUCUGGAAGAAAACCCUGAAAUGAGGUUCAACAUAUCAUUGUACCGAAAUAAAGAGUACAAGCCUUCUGAUGGUGAUGAAUCUUCUGUUCCAUUGGAGGAGUUGUUGGCUGAUCUUGAUCUGAGUGAGCAUGAAGAUGAAGAGGAUAACAUGACGGAAUGAAAAAAAGCUUCUUCUACCUUGAUUAGUAUUUUAUGGAAUUUUGGCUUUUUGUUCAUGUCAAAGGUUUUCUUUUCCCUUUCCCAUUUAUGUUGUGUUAAUUGGCAAUCUCUGAUGGUUUGUUUAUUGAAAGAAUGAUAAGAUGGUAAUUUUGCAGGCUGUAGUAACAAUACUUAUAAAUAGCUUGUGUUACCAUUCUUUUAUCAGCUUGCCUGAAAUAUGCCUUGCUCCUUUUCUGUUAAGUUUUCCAGGAUUUUUCAGGGAGAAUUUCUCUUGUUACGCGUGAGAUCAAUGCAAUUAUUCGCCCCUUUUUUAUCA